CACUUCCCUGCAACAGGACCAGGAACAGCUUGCCAGUACUGUAGCUGCAGCAGUUCCUGCCCUGAGGAGGUUAAGUGACUCGGCCACUUGAUCUGGCAACGAGGGACGCCCAGGAGGUUCAUGGGAUCCCUUAUAAAGAGCUUUCUCUGAGGGACGGGCACACACGGCAAUCUGUGCACACGUGCCUGCACCCCGCCGCCGCCACACACACACACACACACACACACACACACACACACACAGGCACAGCGACUUUGCUGCUGCCUGAUUCAUCCUCGUUUGCUGAGCUGCAUCCAAAGGGCUACCGGCUCUUGAUCGCGGGCGGGCAGGCAGUCCUGUGACAAGAGGAAAACAAGCUGCUCGUUGCCAUUGCCACCCUGCUCCCCUGGAAGGGCAGAGAGGAGGGAAGAUGGACCCGGCAAGAGCUGGGCCCCCAGAGAGCAGAGGAGCCACCCGAGACUCCGGCAGCAAAGCAGCCAACGGCGGAGGGCAGCCGAAGCAGGAGGGAUGGGAAGAUGCCCGGGCGUUUUAUGAAAACCUUUCCCCCAAAAAGAAACCCAAAUCAGUAAGAGAUUUCUUCUUUCCUGGGGCGGGAGGAAGGGUCAGCAGGUGGCCUGCCUGGCAGGGUGGCUUGUUUACUUGCAUGUUUGUACAUAUAAAGAAUAUGACACUCUGGCUGGGUGCAAGGAGAAAGAGAGAAAACCCAUCCUCGGGAAUAGGAAAUGUCAGCUGAGGGAACCUGUUGAAUCUCCCUGCUUGGCUACCUCCAACUGUAGAGUGUUGGAGGGCUGGGAGACCAGGGUUCAAAUCCCACAGAGUCAUGAAGCUCACUGGGUGACCUUUUUGGCCAGUCACUGUUUCUCGGCCUAACCGACCUCACAGGGUUGUUGUAAGAAUAAAAAUGGAGAAGGGGAACCAUGUAUGCCACCUUGAGUUUCUUGGAGAAAGAGGUGGGAUGUAAUAAAUAAAUGUAAUAAAUAAAAUAAAAAUAGGUGAUGUAUGGUGGAGGGAGGCCCACCUGCUGUGGCCAAAGGAUGGGAGAGCCCUCAGCUCAAAGGUGGAAUACAGAUUUUGCAGGCCCAGCCUGCAGCAUGUCCAGUUAAAGGAUUGCAGAGGCCUGGGAAAGUUGCCCUCGCUCAACUCCCACCAGCCUGGAUCAGCAGCUGGGAGUUGCAAUCGGAAGCAUCUGGAGGGGACCAGGUUGGAGAAGGGUGUCUUAGACUUGAGGGGUCUACUCUUAGACAGAGCAGAUAGGUCUAUACUCAAUCUAUGAUAGUUAUUCAUUUCAGUUUUGAAUUGGUUCCUAUAAAGCACCUCAAAGUGAGGUCACAACAAGAAGAAAACAUAUAAAUACAAUUAAAUACAAUCCAAUACCAACUGGAAUGGACUGAUGAUCCAACUCAGUAUAAGGUACCUUUAUAUGGAUCAAAGGCACAUGUUGUACAGCAUCAUCGAGAUAACAGGCAUUCAGCAAAGAAUGUUAUUUUUCCUGGAAGAUGCUGUUCUCGCUUGCAUGGAAGAGGCCCAUGACAGCUGCAGAGAUAAAGCAGGAGAAGGGAGUAAGGAGUAGAUGUAGCCAUGAAAACAGAGUGUGCCCUCUUCCUUCUGGGGACCAAGGUCAAAACCUUGUGGGCUAAGACACACACUCCAUCCGUUAAGAACCCUUUGCCAGUUCAUAUGCCCAGCAGGUGGAUGUGUCUGUGUACACACACACACACACACACACACACCAUGUCUCAUGGUACCACAUCUACUUUUUCUAACAGCAGGCUUAAAAACUGCUACUCCCAAGUAUUAUUUCUGGAUGAUGUGGUGGAUCAUCACCGUCUGAGGCUGGUCCUUCUGUUUACUGCAGGAGAGUGCCAAAUGUCUCAGGGUAGCCUGAGUAUCAGCGUUUCUUUCUAACAUGACUGCUGGAGACAGCCAGUCCAACUGGCAUCACCUGACAGACUAACCUGGGCGAGGACCUGCCAAGACCACCUAUAUAAACCUUACUGAAAUGGAUAUGAAUUGUGCCGGAGUGCUUCACAAGCCAUGGGCAGAGCCAUCACUCACACCUGUCCAUCUCUAAAGUUCACGAUGUCACCACUCCAGCCAUCUGACUGUUUGGCAUUAGGCAGGUGGAAAAUGCUGUAUUAGCUGUCCAUUUAGUUACUUCACACAUACUUUAACAGGCUGCAAAGCUCUUGCAGGGAGAGAGAGUAAAAUCUGGCCCACAUAUGUCUGCAACAGCCUGCAUAGAUUUUCUGCUCAUCAUUUGCUUCUCUGUGGUCCCAUGUCUCCUGUCCAGGGUAGUGUUCACAUCCCUGUUUACUGUGCACACACGAUGUUAUCCAAAAUGCACAGGUAUCCUGGACUUUGUUAUACAAGACUACUGCUUGAUGCCAUGCUUGGAGUACUUAAGCCACUCUUAAUUCACCUCUGGCCAAGGUGUGAGCACCUUGGCAUAGGGUAAAGACCUUGGUGUAUACACAAACAGAUAUGAAUCUCACAUUAAUGAAGCUGUGCUGAUGUGAACAGCUAGUGGGAGAAAGAGCUGUGAAACACAAUGGGACUCCAAUCUAGUACCCACCAAAUGCUUUGGAUUACAACUCCCCUGAGCAGGGUUGGGUCGGGCCGUUUUGCUGUUCUGCCUCCUGAGGCGACUGCCUCAUCUUUCCACAUGGGAGGGCAGUCGCUGUCCAUGAGUCCCAGCAUCAUAAGGCUGUGCAGACUGGGGUUGAUGGGAGCUAUAGUUCAAAAUAUCUGGAGGGCGCCAGGCUAGGAAAGACAGUUUCUUUUUGAAUCAAGCUUGAAAGGCUCAGUGCUAACAACUGUUGGCAGAAAUACAUUAGUUUUUAUCUGAACCCAUGGCCAAAUGAAAACCAUGACAGCUUUUACUUUCCAGAACAGUGAAUGGGUAGGGUCUUAAUUUCUGAUCAAAAGGAGGUGGGGGCACUGCUCCAGUCACCUCCCACCAGCAAGAGAAAUGCUUCCCCUCCUGCACUCCUCUGACCAGAUUUGCACCUCCCCAACCUUUUAUGGCAGCCUUUCAAACAGGAGGUUGUUUGUGGGUUUUUCACAUCUAGUUUUGCCCUGUACCUGGUGCUUGUUUGGGGCACUCCCUUGCAGUUUUUUUUAAUUCCACAUCUCUGCAGAUUUUUAAGCUUCUGGUGAGGCAGGUUCCUUCCCUUCCCCCUCUCGGUUCCCGGCCCAAAUGCUGCUGGCCUUUGCCAGCUGGCUGGCCCUUGUGGCUCGCGGACUGGCUCCACUUCAGCAAUGCUGAGAUUGGACUGCUGAAAAACAGCCCCCCACCCAAGGGCCCCAGGCUAGCCUGAAAGCUGGCCACAGGGAGGGAGGAAGGAAGUCACAGCACCAUCCAGCUCAGGUCCAAAGUGUGGGCCUUUCUUGAUAGGUAAAAUAUACAGAGUGUAGGGCCAUUGGAAAAAAUGUGCAUAAAAUGUGCUUAUGCUAAUUCAUGCAAACUGAUGCCUUUAUCUAACUGAUGCAAAUUUAAAUGCCAUAGAAGGCCAGGCAGCUAAUUUCUCAUCCAGCUCACCCCAGAUAAAUUCUUAAAUUAAUUUUCACAGACCAACUCACCCCAGGUCAGUUCCUCUUCAAUUAAUUUAUCCCCCAUUAAUUUCCCCGUAGAUCCUAUUCAGAAUCAUUUCAGUCACCACCACCCCAUUCACGGCUGCCAAAUCAUUUCGAGAUGAAGUCAUUUUUACUCAGUUUGGUCCCCAAAUUAAUAUCCUACCCAGUUACCCUGAUCACCCCCAGUUCAAUUUGCCCCAAAUUCAUUGUCCUCCCAUGAUCACUUGUGACACUAAUUAGUGGGCGAUAAUAUUCUGUCUUUGUGUAUUAAAUAGGGCUGGCAUACACCUGGAAUUUCCGGACAUAUCCAGGACUUGUCCGUCGAAAAUAGUAUCUGGGCUGAAUUUCUGAAAAUCGGCAAAAAUGUCCAGGAAAACCUGAGCAUAUGGAAGUGCCCCCCCCCCCCGAGUUCAACAACUUUUGUGUCUGGAUUUUCACUUUUUGAAAUAUGGCAACCCUAUAUUAAAAAGCUUCUCCUGUUGAUUUCUGCAGAUCAAGCUGCUGUUAAAAGUCAAAAGAGUAGCCAGGCUGGGUUUGUGGUCAUUUGGCAAAUUAUUCCCUCCAUACUAAGGGCUCAUUCACUCUCACUUUUGCUUUGCAUUUCUAGGCACAGGCCUGGGCUUUCCAGGUUUGUGUGUGAGCACUGCCCCAGACUCUCCAAGUGUCCCUAUUUUCCAAUGUCAGUCCAGGAUUUACAGAAGCCGUCAUGAUUUCUGAUUUGAUCCCAGAAUCUCCCGCUUUCCUUAGGACAGGGGUCUGCAACCCGCGGCUCCGGAGCCGCAUGUGGCUCUUUUACACCUUUGCCGCAGCUCCGGGGCGGAUACUAGCGAGGGGAGGAGGCGCAUUGUGCGCCCUGACACUCCCCACUGUGGCGGGCGCUGUACUGGCUGUGACGUCGCAUGGGGGCGGUGCGUGCGUUAGUCACGCACCGUCCCGACGUCACCUUCCCGCCUGCCCGCUACAUUGUAAGGGGCAUGUACGCUGGUCACUGCAUUGAAAGGGGGCAUGUAUGCUGGUCACUGUUUUGAAGGGGAGUGAAGAACACACACAAAAAAAGUUAACUUGUUAAUUUAACGUUUAUUUCUAUGAGGAGGAGUAAUUCGGAGGGGUCAAACAAAAAUAAAUAAAAAAGUGACAAAAAAGUUAUUUUUAUAAUGACGAGUUUUGCGGCUCCCAGUUUUUUUUCCUUCGGAAACGGGUCCAAGUGGCUCUUUUUGUCUUAAAGGUUGCAGACCCCUGCCUUAGGACGUCCCUAUUUUCAUUGGAGAAAUGUGGGAGGGUAUGGAGUUGUGCGACCCUGAGCCAAGGAGAUAAGUGGUAACUGUACAACCUUUAGAAGACAUCUGAAGGCAGCCCUGUAUAGGGAAGUUUUUUUAAAAAAAUGUUUAAUGUUUAAUUAUUAUUUUUAAAUGUUGGAAGCCACCCAGAGUGGCUGGGGCAGCCCUGUUAGAUGGGCGGGGACUAAAUAAUAAAAUUAUUAUGAUUAUGGAAUAAGAUGUCCCUAUUUUCACUGGAGAAAUCUUGGAGUAUAUGCUCCCCACACCCAGCACUUUCCCCAUAAACACCUGCUCUUGGAACAAAAGGCAAUCUGCAGAAAACCUGGAUUGCUGUUUGUUCCAUUUCAGUGUUAAAAUGUGGGUUUUCCUGAGGAAAGUAACAAAACAAAUAAAACAAAGUGCUUGGACACAGAGUGGGAAAGCAUGAACCCGGUUCAAAAGGUAAGUGUAAAUGAGCUGUAAGCUUACAUGGAGAUCAGACUAUUAUCCAGUCUUUAUUGAACUGCUUGCAGGGCAUUUAUACUCCUUCCUGUUAACCACUGCUUCACCUCAUACUUUCCAGUGCAUUUCCCCUGUCCCUUUCCUAAUUGCGAAAAUUCACUUUCUUUUAAAAAAUUCUUACAACUUGAAAUCACAUCCUCUUGUAAAUUCCACCUGGAGCAGCUGAAAAAUACGAGGUCUUUUUAUGGAAAAAAUCCUUUGUUGCCCUAGGGCAGCUGUGGGCAACAUCUGACCCUUCAGUUGUUGCUCAACUACAAUUCCCAUCAGCCCCAGUGGCUAGUGGCUAGGUGGCUAGUGGCUAGCGUGGCCAGUGGCUAGGGGUGAUGGGAGUUGUGGUUCAGUAACAUCUGGAGGGCCAAAGGUUGCCCACAUUUGCACUGGGGCAAUGGAGCACUUCAGCUGUCCAAACAUUUCUGGUAUGUUCUUGCAUCCCUCCUGCAAAAUACAGUCUGGAUGUGACCUCCACAAUCCCUAUGCACCUGACAUGAGGUUUUCUGGUUGGAGGCCUUUUCCACCCCCACUUCCAUACUUUUGUUUUUUACUCCCAGGGGCAACUUUCUCACUUGACUAUCUCUGCACUCUAUAUUCCUGCAGGCUCCUGGAGUUAAUAGGAUUAAUAGAGCACCAUUUCUCUGAUCUAGCACUUCCAUUCUGGCUGCCUGACAGCUUUCAGCUGUGAAAUAGCUUGCAUUCCUUGAUGGUAACUCUGCCUCCUUGUCUCCUAGUACAAUGCAAUGGUGUUCUGAUCUGUUUUGGGAUGCCAGGCUCUGAUCAGAAACCCAGCAAAUGCAACUAAAUUGCUCCCUUCUCUGUUCCAUUAAUCUUUCUACAAAACUUAAUCCUCCACCCCAGUCUAGAGAGUGAGGAAGAGGAUGGUCUGGAAGGGAGCUGACCUCAUUUUUCUCUCCACCCCAAUUUCAAUCUGCCAGGUUCUGUUUGCAUUUAUGCAACCAGCCCCUUCCCUCUCCUCCCUGCCAGCCAGGGGCUGCUUUCUAGAUCCAGACAUCUCAUUGGCGUUUCCCUGACCUUGUGCAACCUUGGCUGUUGCUAGGAUAAAUGGGGCUUGCUCGGAAGUAUUGCCAUCUCCUGCAUCCUUGCAAGAGCUGAAGGUUGCUGAAGGUCACACGUGCACUGGGUCACAGGUCCUGAGGUUUGUCUGCCGUAAUAAGAGGGAGCCUGACAAAGAGAGAUUAAUGCAGGAAUAAGACUUGCAUGGUUUUCUUAACUAGUGAAAAGCCUGUUAUUACAAAAGGCAAAAUGGGAAUGUAGAUGGAGAGCCUGUACAUUACUGCUGAUAUAGAAAAAUAGGGGUGGUUGGCUUUUGCUGCCUAACUCCCCAAGGGACCAAGGCCCCUAAUUCUAUGAUUGGUCAGAGAUGAAUGGAUGGAGGCAGGAUGCAGUGAAAGCAAGGCAGAUCUUUAUCUUUCUGUUGCAACAGAGUUCCCUCCCUUCGCAAGGAGGCAAGAGAGACCCAGAAUCAGAAAGAAACAUCUCUUUUAAGGGUUUGCAUUUUGGCAUGGAGAAGGAGGACAUCCCCUCUACAAACAACCAGAAAUUACAUUGAUUGUAAUUUCCACGAGAACUAGUGUUUUGAGAGAAGGAGAAAAACUUUGUUUCUAUUCACUUUUUCCAUGCCAUGUCAAAUUUUAUAAACUUUUGUCGUGUCACUUUUAUAAGGUCAAGGCUCAAAAACAGGACCUCAAAGGCAAUUGGUGCACUGGGGUGGGGUCAUCCCAGCAACAGACACAAAGCAAGAUCAGUUAUUUUUCAGCUCUGCCAACUAACAGGUUCAUUUGCCAGCCAGAGACAACUAAACCAAAUUAUAAUUAUUUUUUGAAAGAGCUCUCAAGGCAGCCUCAAACAAAAAUAAAACAGACACAAACAAGAAAAUCAAAUAAUUAAAAGGGGAAAAAAAACAGAGGGCUAAAAACUAGAGCAACACUAAAACCAUCUGUAGUAGCAAGGAGAGGUCAGGGGAGUUAUGCCUACGGCAGGGAUAGGAAACAAGAUUUGGUGGGUAGGCUGGAUACUAACCUGUCCCAACACCCAAGGUCAUUUUGACAGGUGGGCAGGGCUGUGAGGCACUCCAGAAAAGGGCACUGCAGCAGGAAGCCAUUAUUAUUAUUUAUUAUUUAAUUUUAUUCCUUGAAUUUGUAUCCCGCCCUUCCUUUCUAAGGAGUUGGGGGAGCAAGCUGAUACACAGUUUGAAAAAAGCAACCCCCCCCCUAAAACAGUUAAGGCAUUAAAAACAACAACAGCAAUUACAACUAAAAACAUCUAUUUCCUGGCACUGGGAAUACUCUGUGGUACAAAUUGUCAACUUUGGGGUGGGGGCAAAAUCUGGGAUUUUGAGAAACUGCUGUGGGUGUCAGUAACAAGAUGGCUGCCGUGGGGGUGCAGCAUAACACAAAAUGGCUGCCACAUCCAAGAGAACAGAGAAGGGGACUGGGGGAAAUGGUGUCAGCGUAGUCCAUCCGGUGGAUGUUGAAUCCUGGCAUCCAAGAAAAUGUGAGCAUGCUUCAGGCGAGAAGGUGUUCAGCGCUGGAGAAGCUGAGUCAGUGCAAACAGGAGCUGAGCAGGAAGAUGAAGGUCUCAUAUGAGGAUCGUAAAACUUAAAUCGCCCUGCAACCCCGGAAGAGCUAUUAAAAUAAUAUUUUAGCUAAUUAGUAACUCAUGGCUCCCACAUUAUUGAGAAUUAUUGUUAGCAGGGAUGUUAAUAACUAGUUAAUAGCUGACUACCUUGAACAACUAAUGGCCCAAUAUUGCCUCACAUUUUGCCUUUUUGAAAUGUGGAGAGGUGGUCUUAGGAAGGUGUUUCUACUUUUACACAGAUUUCCUAAGGUCUUUGACCUCUGUUUUGGUCUUUCACCUCAGGUGCCCAGCUGGGUCUGAAUUAAGCUUGCAAAAGAGCAGGUGGGGGUAAGAAAUGGGUUGCACUGUGUGCCCCAUCCAUGGCUGGUUUAAAAGUCCUUUUUGCCUGUCCACAUUAGCACUUGCACACCAGACAGGAUCCCCCAACAAACAGGACUGCCAACUUCAGGGCUGCUCUGUCAGUCUGCCUUCAAGAGCUGUCCAGUCAGCAGCCAUUUAGUAGCAGAAACAUUCGCCUCUGUCGUCAUUUUGUUGCCUAGUUAAGGCUUUCCUUUUUCAGCAGAUCUUUGCGGUGGAUAUAUUUUUUUUACCCCAUUCUGCAUCUAUAUUGCAUUUAAAACUGUUUUAACUAGGACAUUGUUUAUAUAUGUUUUUUAUUAUUAAAGCACUUUGAGAUGCUUUAUAGGAAGUGGAAUCCAGUGAAUAAAUAAAGCCUUCAUGCUGCUGUUUCAAAGGGCAGAGACCAGCCUCAUAAAAUUGCAGGAUCCUGCCAAAGAAAAUGCUAAUUUGCAGUGUUGCACAUAUUAUCUCUCCCAGGAGUGUCCAGUUCAAACUUUUAGACCCAAAGUGCCAAUUAUUCUCAAGGGGAAAAAAAAAAGAUUGUAGCUCUUGACUUCCACUUCCUGUGCUGUCUUUGGUCUCUUUCCCAGAACAGAGAGUGUGACUCCUGGGAUGAGUUAAUUCUGCUCAUCCAUGGGAGACAAGCCAUAUCUCUAGUAUGAUGUACAGACUCUUCCUCCAGUUAUCAGUCAGUGGGAGUUAGAGGGGGUUGGUGGGGCUGGGAAAAAUUCCUGCCUGCAGGGCCAUUGUUAGGUACUUGGUUAUAUAGUUUGCUUUCUUCUUGUUCUUCUAUGCUGGUUAUUUAUACAUAUCUGUAUACAUUUUAAGUUGUUUUAAACUGUUCUUAAUAUUGUGUAUUACUGUGUUUUAAUAGUAAUGUUGUGUUUUAAUGGUUGUAACUCAUCCUGGGACCCGGGGGCGAAGGGAGGGUAAUAAAUUGUGAUAAUAAUAAUGGUUUUCAGAUAUAGGUUACACUUGAAAUAUUGCUAAUUGAGCUUUUUGGCAGCUCCCCCCCCCCCCCAGGAGUCUUGUUUUUCAUUUGGUUUUCUUUGAGACAUUUUUAUUAAUGCAUUUUAAGUUAUCUUCCCUAUUGUUUUUACAAAAGUAACUUGAUAUGUUUUUAUUCAUUUAGCACGAGGUAAUGAUAAAGUGUUAUACAUUAUUAUAUUUUGUAAACACUGUUCCAUUACUUUUUAUGUUGUUCAUAUAUGUAUAAUACCCCCAGGAAGGAUUUUAGUUUGGCCUGAAAUAAAUUAUAUUUCAAGCCCCCCAUUUUUUCUCCAUGUCAGGGCUGCUGCCCUCAUUUUUGUAGUUGGCUUUCAACCACAAAAUUUGCAUAAAAUUUUCAUGUGCUAAUUUAUAUAUGUGGAUGCCUCUGGGAAAUUAUGAUGUUGGGUGGUGGGGGUAUCACCGAUUAUUACAUUUAUAUCUCACCUUUCCUCUGAGGUGCUCAAGGUAGUGUCCAUGGCUCUCCACUUCCCCAUUUGACCCUUACAACAACCCUGUGAGGUAGGUUAGACAGAGAGACUGUGACUGGCCAAGGUGAUCUCUGAAAGUUGUAGCUGAGUGGGUCCUAGCUUUAAGUAGAAGGUGUGGGUAUGACCUGAAGCUCUUGAUUAUAUUGCUACUGAAAAAUAUGCAGGCAGUGUAUUUCCUCUACAUGGCAAAAAGAUUCCUACAUUGCAGGGGGUUGGACUACAUGACCCUCAUAGUCCCUUCCAACUCUAUGAUUCUAUGACAACCAGUAUGCUAUAUUAUUGAAUUAAAUCAGCCUUCCCCUACCUGGUGCCCUCCAGAUAUUUAGAGCUGCAACUCCCAUUAGACCCAGCCAGUAGGACCAUGGGAAGUAUAGUCCCAGACAUUUGGAGGUUACCAGGCUGGGUAAAGCUGAAUUAGAAAAAUAUAAAGUAUGUACAAUUUUAUGACAUCAAAUUCCAUCAGAAUGGCCUUACUGGACCUAACUGAAGUCCAUUCUGCAUCCAGCAGUGGCCAGUCAGAUGCUCUGGGAUGUUGACAAGUUGAAUAUGAAGCUGAUGGCCAUCAUCGCUUGAUAUUUGUCCUCAACAGGAGCACCUGGUGUUUAGAAGCUCCCUUUGGGUGCCAUAGGCAAUAUGGCCAUGGAUAGCCCUGUUGUCUUUCAUGGGCCACUACCAUCUUUUUCUCUUUCUCUCAUGCAGCCAAAGCCACAAAAUGCCAUCACGAUUGCUGUGUCAUCGCGAGCCCUCUUCCGUAUGGAAGAGGAGCAGAAGAUUUACAAUGAGCAGGGUGUGGAGGCCUAUGUGAAAUUCCAGCUGGAUCACGAGAAUGAGCCCUUUCUGCCUGGAGCAGCCUUCCCCUUCGUCAAGGUCUUUUCCUUUUCUGAUGAUUUUGUUCACCUCCAGAUGGAAACAUCAGAAUCUGGGUUCAAGAUAAGAGGAUGAAGCAAGUGCUGGUUGUCACUUAUCAGUAAAUUAGCCCAGGCGGAGGUUUUAUGAUUGAUCCAAUGAAAUGUGGGUUGUGGUCUGUUGCAAUGCCACAAUAUCCUUGUGCUAGGUGUCUCCCUGAAGGUCUAAUGUAAGACUCCAGACACUGGAGAGUCUGUUGGGGUUUUUAAUGCCAUACUAUACCAUCUAUGUGCAAAUGCUACUAAACACCAAUAUCCUUCUUGUGACCCCCAUUCCAAAGGGUAAUGAAACCCAGCAAGCACUGGAACCCCUGAAACUUCUCUUUGCUUUGAGAAAUGGGAUCUGCUUAACAGUGCUUCAGGGAGGGACCUCAGUCGGAGAGCCCAUGGUUUGCAUUACAGAAAGUCCCAGGGUCAGUUCCCAGCAUUGAACUGAAAGGAUCAGGUGGCCGGUGAGCAGGAAAAGGGACUUUCUCUCUGCCUUUGGGGAACCACUGCCAGUCAGAAUCAAUACUGAGGUAGAUAGAGGGACCAGCCCAUAUAAGGAAGCUUCAGGUGCACAAUCAGGGCUUCCCCUGCUUUUCUUUUGCAUGAUUUUGAUUAAAAAAGGAUGUAAAGUAUCUGAAAGAUGAGCUGUUCACCUGACAGUAAGUACUGUACUGAUGGUUGGGGCCUCCUUCCCCCACCUGUUUAUUGUUUUAUUUAAGGAAGUCCGGUUGUGUUCUUGGCCAGACUUUGCUCUGCCAUCUUUGACUUUCUAGGCACUGGAAGCUGUUAACAUGCAGCUGCGGGUGCUCUACCCAGAGAGCGAAGAGCUCUUCGACAUCGUCCUCAUGACUAACAACCACGCUCAGGUGGGAGUCCGCUUGAUCAACAGCAUCAACCAUUACAGUGAGUAACCGGAAGCCGCCUCCCUUGACCAGAAGCACCCAAGCAAUUGAUGGGUUACUUGUCACCUACAGUGGUGCCCCGCAAGACGAAUGCCUCGCAAGACGGAAAAACCGCUAGACGAAAGGGUUUUCCGUUUUGAAGUUGCUUCGCAGGACGAAUUCCCCUAUGGGCUUGCUUCGCAAGACGAAAAUACCUUGCGAGUCUUGAGAUUUAGUUUGCGCUUUUCCCCCCCUUUAUCUAAUCUGCUAAGCCUUUAAUAGCCUUUAAUAGCCUUUUAGCAGCUAAUCCCCUAAGCCUUUAAGCCUUUAAUAGCCGCUAAACCGCUAAUAGCGCUAAUAGCGCUAAUCCGUCAAUGGGUUUGCUUCGCAAGACGAAAAAACCGCUAGACGAAGACUCUCGCGGAACGGAUUAAUUUCGUCUUGCGAGGCACCACUGUAUUUGCAAACUACCAAGUUGUCUUGCUUUUAUACCAGUCUAACUGUCUUGAGUCCCCAUCCCAUAAAGAACCCUGGUAAAUGUAUCUCAGUGAUGGUGUUAGAAUGGGGUGGUCCAAUUCAUCCCAAGGGACACAUGCAGCCCUUCAGGCCUUUUUUUGGUGGCCCUCAGCAACAUUUGACGCACCCUCACAGCCCUCACACUGCCUCUCCAAAGCUGGGUAAGCUUUGGGAAGUAAAUAAGGUAAAUAAGUACAUCAGAGUGCUGCUUUUGAAAGAUGCCACCUGGAUUCCCUGAGAAACAGCUGAACGAAACUUUCGCAUCAAAAGGCAACCAUGGAACCAGUGCAGGUGUGAGUCCCUGCAGGUGCUACAUCUGCUGGUGGAUUGCGCUUCCCAAAGCCUCUCUCUUCCUCCCCUCAAUGUUUUCUUCUUCUUGCUCUCUCUUCCAGACCUGUUCAUCGAGAGGUUUUGCAUGACGGGUGGGAACAGCCCCAUUUGCUACCUGAAGGCCUACCACACCAACCUGUACCUGUCAUCUGACUGUGAGAAAGUGAGUGAAGCCAUAGAAGAGGGUGAGUGAAGGUGUUUGUUGUCCUUCGCCUGCUGUUGGAAAGGGAGUAGGAAGUCACCCAUGUGUGCGAGUGUGUGGUCUGUUGGCACAUGUGGGUCUGUUGGCACGUGUGGGUUAAAACCUAAACUGUUUUUUCUGUUGUGACUCUCCCCCUCCAUCCCGGAAACCCCAGGUACUCUAGUUUUGCACAUGUAGUCUUGUAGGCUCUUUGAACUCUGUUUCCAGUAGCAGACUGCAUGAUCCUGGGAGGGCUCACAAUAGGUUUAUGAGGCUUUCCCAUUAUGAUAGUAGUAGGUAGGGUGACCGCCUGUCGUAUGAGAUGAAUUUGUGGGAUGGAUGCCUGGGAACCAAGAGCUUGUUUACUACAUACAGAAUCAAGUUGCUUAGAAGAAACGAUUGAGGUUAGGGCUACUUCCUUUUGAGGAUGGAGCUGGGUUGCUUUGCUUCCUUGACAGAAUCAUAGAAUUGUAGAGAUGGAAGGGACCAUGAGGGUCAUUUCAUCCAACCCCCUGCAAUGCAGGAAUCUUUUGCCCUAGUGGGGCUCGAACCCACAAUCCUGAGAUUACCAACUGAGCUAUUCUCUUCAGAUAAGACUGGAGAGAACUCUGCCUGACCACAGUCCGUUUGACAGGUCCCCACGCCUAACACCCAUCACACACUCUGACAUAUACACCACAUUGAGCGUAUUGUUUAAUUAUUCUCCAAUAUAACUCAUAUAGCAUUUGGGGUUUUACAGACCUUUACAUAUUUUUUAAAAGCAGAAAUUGAAGUGUGAGCCACCAGGAGGCUGAGCUUCUAGAAAGUGCCGCUAGAUCCUUUUCUUCUUCUUUCCCCAAGGAAUUGCUGCAGCCACCAUCUUCAGCUCUAACAGGGACGUGCAGGUUUCAGAGAACCAGCUGCGUGUAGCCUUUGACGGAGACGCCGUGCUGUUUUCAGACGAGUCUGAGCAGAUUGUGAAGGCUCAUGGCCUUGAUAAGUUCUUUGAGCAUGAGAAGACUUAUGAGAACAAGCCUCUGGCUCAGGUAUGACCAAGAAUGCAUUUUUGGGAAAUGUUGGGAUGGCCACAAGCUGGUUGAGCGGGCAACCUUUGGCCCUACAGAUGUUGCUGAACUACAACUCCCAUCAUCCUAGGCCAAUGAUCAUACUUGCUGAUGGGAGUUGUAGCUCAGCAACAUCCGGAGAGCCAAAGUUUUCCCAUUCCUGCCAUAGAGCAGCUUCUUUCAGCUCAUCCUUCUUCACAGGCUGUGCAUCUUCUUGUUUCUUCUCUCCAUGGAGCCCAGGCUCUCUGCAGCACUCUACAUCCUGACUUCUUCUGGUUUCUACCUCUCUACUCUUCCUGUUUGCUUUACUUAUUACAUACACCAUUCCAGCUCCCCAUCCCAACCUCUUCGCCAAUGAGAAGGGCAGGAGAGCUGUUUUACUAAGUAGUUACAGGUUCCCAGAGUCAUUAGGAUUCCUUUGCCUGUGAAGGAACAGCCUCCAAUAACCCAGUGUCUAAUCUUUAAAUUAGCCAUUGGCCCUUCAGAUGGAGCUGUACUCAGACUCCCAUCAUCCCUGGCCAUUGGAUCUCCCUCUUGUGGGGUUGGGAGCCCCACAAUAUCUGGAGGACGACAUGUUCACCAGCCUCUGGUCUUACAGAAAGCAGCUAUUCUGUAUAAAAAAAGAACAAAUACAAAAUGGGGACUUGUCAUUAUUCUUUCACAGAAGUAUUAUGGCAACAGCCCCUUGCAACAAUUGCAGACUCUGUGUGGGUAGCCAGAGAGGGUUAUUUUCCAAAUGUAUGGAGAGUGGGGAAGGAAGUUCUGGUUGAUGUUGUCUGUUCACCUCUCCAGGGGCCGCUGAAAGGUUUCUUGGAAGCUCUUGGGAAGCUCCAGAAGAAGUUCUACUCCAAGGGGCUGCGCCUGGAGUGCCCCAUCCGCACAUACCUCGUCACGGCACGCAGUGCGGCCAGUUCUGGAGCCCGUGCCCUAAAGACUCUCCGGAGCUGGGGGCUGGAAACAGACGAAGCCCUCUUCCUAGCCGGCGCCCCCAAGGGACCCUUGCUGGAGAAGAUUCGCCCACACAUCUUCUUUGAUGACCAAAUGUUCCAUGUGGAAGGGGCAAAGGAGAUGGGUACCAUCGCAGCCCACGUCCCUUACGGGGUGGCUCAGAAAUCUAGGCGCUUGGCACAGGGGAAACAAAAUGAGAAUAGCAAGUAGCAGAAAAGAGUGGGACUGGGCUAGGCCAGCCUUUGAUACACGGAGAGCAACAUCUCUAUGGAGAGAUGAAAAGUUUAGAACACUUCCAUGAGGACUAGAACCAAAAGGGUUGGGAUGGUGGGUGUCUUGUUUGGGGUAGGUUGUUUGGGAUAAGGCUUCCUUACACCUACCUGUACACAUUGCACUUUACAGAAAUGCUCUUCCCUCUGCCUCACCAUAACCUUGCGUGCCCAUCACACCAUUGCUGUCAGUAUCUGCUGGUAGACUUUUGCUUCUGCCCUGCCAUCCACUCACAAUGUUUCAAGGUUGAUUGUCACCUUUUGCUCUUGAAUAUUCAUGAUAUGUACUGUUUUUUCUUGCGGGCUGCUGCAAGGGGGCUGUGUUUUAUUACACGCUUCAACAGUUGCAUUGUGCAGAAUUUGCUAAUGGUGCCAAUUUAAGCGUUGUAAAAUUCCCAGCUUUCAACACUAGUUUUGGAAGAAAAAGAAGAAGAAGCAAUUUCUAGCUCUUAUGUUUGCAAGGAUGAGCGCAAAAGCAUGUGUGCAAUUCCUUGAUGGAAUUUAUCUGGAAUCAGAAGCCUUGGAGAGCAGGCAUUGGUUGGGUGGUAAGGCUGGGCAUGGGGUGACCUCCUGAGACUACCCCCAACAAUGUGCCCAACCCACAUUGAGCACCCCAAAAACGGUCAAAGGCAGUGAUGACCAAUGGGGCCCAUCACAAAUGGAUUGCCCAAGGGCCCCUCAAAGAGAUUGACUGAGAAGGAGGCCUGCCAACAGAAAAAAAUGCACCAUACAACUCUUUCCAGGAAGAACUCUUAUUAGGAAGGGCCACAGCUCAGUGUUUAGAGCAUCCACCUUACAUGUGGAGGGUCGCAGGUUCAAUCUCCGGCAUCUGAGAGACCUCUGCCUGAAAUCCUGGAGAGCUGCUGCCAGUCAGAGUAGACAGUACUAGACUAGAUGGUCCAAUGGUCUGACUCAGUAUAAGGCAGCUUCCUAUGUUUUCCCCAUCUCUCAUGGCCAACAGAAGCUAAAUAAUUAUGCAAAACACACAUAUGAAUGCAAGUUUGUGUCAUUCGUGCCAUUUUGCUCAUCAAAUGUGGCUUUUGUGAAUGCCCCAUGCCUGCCCCAACCUAAACUCUGCAUCUGCUUCACCUCUAGCAGGCUUAUGCACACUUACAUUUUGCCUCGCUCUUUCCAGACAGAAGCCUGUGCUUUAAUGCUCCAUGUCUGAGCAAUCCCCACCCCACCCCAAGCAAAAAGGAGAGAGCAAGCACAGGAUGAUCUGUGUUUUCUUUUUAUUUCUCAGUGCUUUGAGAAAAGACAGUAAAUUAAAGCUGUGUUCCUGAGUCAGUGUGCUGCAGUGGAUGGUGCUGGAUCAUGGACUAUGACAACGCAGGCCCAGAUCCCCACUGAGCCUUGAUGGCCACUGUUAGAGACUGAAAAAUCAGUCUCACUCAGCCUAACCUAACACACGUAUGCCCAUACACCAUCCUUAGAGGAAAAGCAGGCUAUAAAUGUGAUAAAUAUACAAUCUGGAACCUUCCCAUUCCAAGUGUGUCUGGGAGCUUUCCACCACUUACCCCCCGGUUUUUUCAGCAGGGCUCCAGAGGUCUAUUGAAUAAUGUGGCGUCUUCUACUUUUAACCAGUGUUGCAUUUUCCCUGCUGUGCUCAUGGGCUGUACUGUUAACAUGGGGCAAUAUCUGGGGAGCCGUUCCCUGCUUGACUGCUCAUUUGCCACAGUGGAAGCAGGCGGAGGCUGCGAAAGGUCGUGCUUCUGUGUCUGCUGGUGGCUUUGCUUAGGAAUGAAACAAUGCAAUCAAUGCCUGUCUGUUCUUCUGGGUGUGUUACCUGUAAUAAAUUCUGUCUAUGUUACCAUUCGUUCCC
Messenger RNA from Podarcis lilfordi (Lilford's wall lizard), 16643 nucleotides. The record is from the annotation of a GenBank genome assembly. Lineage: Eukaryota; Metazoa; Chordata; Lepidosauria; Squamata; Lacertidae.